AUGCUGACGGAACACUUCGUGGCUGCCAUAUCGGCGUCGACGAAGCCGAACACGGGCGUCACCAAAGACGCGGGCAUCUUCAUCCACGAAUACCAGCCACUGGCCGCCCAGCGCCAUGUCUUCAAGAAGAGUGCGACUGCGCCGAACGGCAUUGCUGUGAGCAGCUCACAUGUAUUUGCUGCACAGGCGGAGAAGGCCAUUGUGCACGUGUACAGCAGGGAGAAGGGGAACCAGGAGGCUGUUAUACCCUUCCCUGAGCGCAUCCACAGCAUUGCUCUGGCAGCACAAGACACAGUGCUGCUGCUAGGCACCGAGAGUCGCCUCGUCUCUACGUCCACUUCCCAUCUCCAGCCAGUGACGUCCAUUGCCGUCGACCCCUCGUCCAACUUCUUCCUCACCGGCUCGUCCGACGCCAUGGUCCAUGUCUGGGCACUGCCAGCGAUCCUGUCCUUCUCUCCAGACACCCCACGCACGCCGGUGCACACUCUGUCCACCCACCGCGGGCCCAUCUCGUCUCUUGUGUGCGGACACAGCUCGACCAGCGCAAACAUUGCCAUAUCCACCUCGGGAGACAAGUCUGCCAUUGUAUGGGACUACCACAACGGCCACGCACUGCGAACAUACCUGCUUCCUGAGGCACCUACCGCAGUGACACUGGAUCCUGCUGACCGUGCAUUCUUUGUCGCCUAUGCCGACGGAAGCCUGCAGACGAUCGACUUCUAUGACGACGUCCAGAGCACAUUAUCCACCAACCUCCUGCAUGACCCCUCCUCGUCUCAUCGCCCAGUUCAACCCCCACCGAAGACCAGGUUCAGUGCCGAAUCUCAGAAACUCGGAGGAGCGCUCAGUCUGACGUUGAGCUGGGAUGGCACGACGCUUGUCUCAGGCCAUGCAAGCGGCAAGGUUGCAGCUUGGGAUAUCGCGAAGAGCAACUACCUGUCAACGCUGGCCAACCUUCCGGGGCCUGUCUCCAAUCUGCAAUUGCUCCCCCCGACCGGGUUUCCCCAGGAUCCCGAACAACUCUUCAAGGUGCACACAGUAGUCAAGCCGAAACAUGAUCCGGGAACAUCCGCUGGAGGAAGUGGCCUAAUUCCACCGGGCUAUACGCUCACCAUGCAAUUGACCGGUCGCCUUCGUACCGAACGCGCGUCUGCUACCGACACGAUGCUUCCCACCAAGACUGCAUUUGAGGAGGCCUUGACUCAUCCUUCUUUCCCCGCAGGCAUGCUAGAGGAGAGUCUUGCCGAGCUAGAGUCAUGGAACUCCGCUUCCAAGGGGGCCACUGCGCCAGCCUCUGACUUCAUGGCACUCGACGAUGACUCUAAUGCCACUUCUUCUGAUGCUCACCUGACCGAAGUCAAGGAACUCAAAAAACAAGUUGCUAGCCUGCAGCGCAUCCAGAAGGUCACUUUCACUCAGCUCUCCGAGCUACGCACAGAGAGGGAGUAUUUCUUGAGCAAGGAAAAGAGGCGAGCAGAACGUGCCAAAGCACGAGCCAAGAAGUCAUUGGGUCACACUAACGGCCACGCGAAUGGAGACGUAGAAAUGACUGGUGGCGACAACUCCGAUGAUUCAGACUCGGACGAUGCUUGA
Messenger RNA from Parastagonospora nodorum SN15, 1593 nucleotides. RefSeq lists its product as hypothetical. Gene Ontology annotation, cellular component: nuclear pre-replicative complex. Lineage: Eukaryota; Fungi; Ascomycota; Dothideomycetes; Pleosporales; Phaeosphaeriaceae. Bases 1 to 1593 code for a protein of 530 amino acids. The transcript has 2 exons. The record is from RefSeq and is a predicted model, not a curated record. Gene Ontology annotation, biological process: DNA-templated DNA replication; rRNA processing. Gene Ontology annotation, molecular function: protein binding.